UUUCAAAGAUAUCAAAGGCUUGAUCGAACAGGAUUUUGUACUGAUGUUUGGUGAGGAUGUAUCAGGCAGGUUGCUGGAGAGGUGGCCAACAACAUUCAAAAGAAAAAUUAUCCAACAAGGCAGAAAGCUUCCUUCUACCAGUGACCUGGAAGAACUCUUGCUGGCAGCUGACUCACCUGAGGAUGGCACUGAAGUUAAUGCUGACAUUGGCUGGGACAGUGACCUCUCAGCAAUUCUAUUGCUAUUACACCUGAUUCCACCAUCUGGUCAGGGUCGGAAGAGACCAGGAAAGGUGUCAGCUUCUCAAGCAGAAAGGGUUCUUGUGGUCUUCAAGAAGACUGGAACAAAUAUCCAAGAGCACCUUGAUGCCAUCACUGCCAGCACUCAACCGUACCUCCUGGCUGUUGGGGUGAAAAAGAAUGACAUCCACCGGUUCUUCAUUAUUCUUGACAAGAAUGCCAUACCAUGCAAGUCUACCUCUUCACUUGGUUCUUUUGAUGAACUGUUUAAAGUACAUUUUGUGUUUGGCACAUCUUACAACAAUAUGCUUCACAACAUGUACACGUUCAUUCAAACCACAGGUUUUAGAAAACAUUUAAAUACCAAACACCUUAACUAUUUUGACCAACAGGCUGACACUGGUGUUAAUCUACAGCCUGAUGUGGCAGUUAAAGAAGUUAGCACUACAGGGGAGGUGAUGUCAACUAAUGUAGAAGAAACACCCACAACAUCUGAAAAGGGCAAAUACUCUAAGAGCACUUUGGAUAUGUGUGCCUCUGCUGUUGCACAGCUCAGGGCAGCUGGAUUAAGCCAAUCUACUGUGAACAGUUUUGUCUCCUCAAUGGAGGAAGUGUUUUUUGAGAUUCAUUCUCAGGCUAAAGAUGCAGCCUUACAGAGUGUACCUUUACAGUACACCACAAGUAAAAAUAAAUAUAAUAGUAAUAAAAUAAAGCAUUGGGAGUACUUUAGCCUUGAAAGAUUAGCUUUAGGACCAGGAAAGAUGGUGACACUUGGAGAGCUGGAAGAAGGUCCAGAAUUUGCUUGGAGCUGUGUUGUCUACCAGUUUGUUUUCAGCUAAGUGGAUAAUAACACACAGUACAGAGUACCGCCCUGACUUUAUCAUCUGUACAGAUGUAGUGUCUGAGAUUCUGUUUUUUUGUAAGAUCAAAAGUAUUGUUGUGAAAGAUGGCAUUGUAUUGCUCUGCGGAAAACUGAUGGAAACCCUGUGUUUUGAUGACCAUCAUCAUGCAUUUAGGAACAGACUGCAUCCCAAUAUGGUGCUGAAGGUGUUGAAGAUAAAUGAGCUGUGUUGCUUCUUCAAAUCAAGUAUGGCAUUUCAGAUUCCUCCCUGUAUGUCGUUCCAUAUUGCCGUUUUAUGCCAAACUAAAUUCAUUGUUUUAAAGUGUUUUAUACACUGCAUGAGAUGUUUUUAUAUUUUGAGCCUGACAUGAAAAUAAAGCUGUUAAAUGUAUUAUCUA
Messenger RNA from Haplochromis burtoni (Burton's mouthbrooder), 1478 nucleotides. RefSeq lists its product as uncharacterized. The record is from RefSeq and is a predicted model, not a curated record. The transcript has 4 exons. Lineage: Eukaryota; Metazoa; Chordata; Actinopteri; Cichliformes; Cichlidae. Bases 44 to 1078 code for a protein of 344 amino acids.